AUAGUGAGACGACACGGCGGCGACCGCGGAGGUGCUGGCACGCUCGCCGGUCAGUCUACCGGCGCCUUUGGCGUGGAGAGGGUUGUCGACCGGGCGUAGUGCGGCGUGGUGACGAGUGUGGCGCAGGAUGGCGCUCACACGCUGGCCCCGUGGAUUCCACGGACUGGUGCCGGUGACUCUGUUGGUGGUGGUGGUGAUGGUGCUGAUCACGAGUUUUUUAAUCCUCUCCAGCGACAACCGCUGGGGUUUUGAGGACACACCUGCCACCGCCACAAGAAUGCGCGACUGCUACCGAGGCCUGCAGAAAGAAUACUACAAAGAAGUACCACGUGACACCAGCCCGGAAGCGGAAAACUUUCGGCGAAAGGCGUGGCGACUAACCGCGGCCGUGGUGCGAGCUCUCGAUAAAUUGCACGUGCUGCACUGGCUCGGAAGUGGCUCACUGCUAGGUUUCGCCCGUCAAUGCGACAUCGUGCCAUCGAUGGGCGAUGUCGACAUUGAAAUCGCCGUCGAGAGUCUCUGGAAACAGAACAUCACGGUGGACCACCUCCUGAAAACGAUCAGGGCUGAAGGUCCACGGUUGAAACUUUUGUUUGGAAGGCCAGAGGACAGCCUUGAAAUGACGCUCGUGGAUGAUUCAGGAACCAAGUUGGAUUUGUUUUUCUCGUACCCGGACGCCAAUGGCACGAGGUUUACUAAUGGAAUGGACUCAGGAACAUUAGAAAGAUACAAGUGGCCGUACCCGGACUUUGAGCUCUGCUGGUCGCUCCUGGACGGUCUGCGUAUCGGCAUUCCCUGCGAGCCCAACCACUACCUCCGGAUCGCCUACGGGCCGGACUGGGCUUCACCUCCUCAGAAGAAGUGGGACUACCGCACCGGACGCUUCAACGUCGUCAGGAACGGGUACUGGCCCGAGGAGAUGCGGGACGAGGUGUUCCAGACCUUUGAGGUCUGAGGUCGAGUGGGGUUUGGAGAUGUGGUAGGUACUGAUCCAGGUGAUGGUGGAUGGUGUAAGGGUCAAUAUUGGAGCUCCAAGGAGGACACGACACGAGGACUAGUGGUUAAGUUCGAGCUCUAAUUCUACGUGUAUUCUGAGGAAAGAGUUGCCGAGCUCCAGCAGUCAGCUGUGGUGCUCAAAGUCAUCGAUGCUGUUGCCUCGAUGGCGAUUGAUUGAUGACCCAGGAUUAGUGGCCGGUGGUCCAAGGCCAGUAGGACCAGUGGUCGAUGACUAAAUGGUCAGAGAGUGACCAGGACCAGCGGUCGAUGACCAAAGGACCAGCGGUCGGUAACCGUUGGUCUAAUGUGGUGACUGGUAUCCAGAGGUGAACGUAAGGCUGUUUAUAGGUCCAGUGUUAUAUGCGAUGGAUGGUGUUAUGUGUUAUGUGUCGCGUUAUGUGUGACGCAAGAUGAACCUCAUGUAUUCGAAGAGUGGGUAGGACCGGAAAGUCUUUUUUCUUUGAGGGAUUCCUUGCAUUUGCAUGCUAGAUGAUGUCCAUGUCGGGUAAAAAAAAAACUUGGUGACGUCUUUAAGCGGCAUAUGCAAGCAUGCUAAUUUUCAGUCAGGAUACGUUGAUGUAUUUUUAAGGGGUUCUUAGAACUGUGGGAUGAAAACCAUUGUAUAGUAUGCAUUAUGAAAUACCUUUGCUUUUCGCGUCUGUGGUGUACAUAGAAUGCCUUUAUGUCUUCAUUGUGGCGUAGAAAUGUGUUUCAGAAUCAGCGUUUCGCGUCUAGGUUCCUACAUGAGGUCAGAAGCAGGCACCUCCUAAAACAACACUUUUUUGGUCUUGCAUGUAACUUGUUUUAAACCGUGCUGUAUGUCUUGUUAGAACAUUUAAGUUGGAAGCCGUUCCAAUAGUGUUGCUCCAUCUGCCACAUGAAAAUCUGCAAAAGCUUUACGUUACAUCACUGGACGAUCCAGGGGGUCAUUUGGGGCAAAUGCUCGUCCACGCAGCGCUCGAAAUCGACAAAAAUUUAGGCUUUUAUAAUAAUAAAACUAACGUCAAAGCAACUUUUAUAUGAAAAAGUAUGUUUGAAACUGCACAGAAGUGCGUAUAGAAAUCGAGAUACGAUGAGUUUGUGGAAUUUGUAAACACUUUUGGGGGUAUGCCCCCCCCCAGCGUUCAAACCUGCCUUUCUCGACCCGCCAGUGUGCUACAUGCUAUACAUGAUUAUACAAUACACUGAUAAAGAUUGCGCUAUCAUGCGAGCGUCCGCGCAUGGCUGUACUCUAAGCUCUUGAGUUUGCUAUUUGUUUGUUUGUUUGUUUGUUUGUUUGUUUGUUUGUUUGUUUGUUUGUUUGUUUGUCAAGGUCUGGAGUUUGUCAAUUUUAAAGGUUAAAACAGGGGUUUUAAGUAAAGUAUGUAAGAUGAUUUGGUGUGUGACUUUGGUGACAACAAAUACUAUCACGUUUUACUGUUAUUUAAGACAAUGGACAAUAAGACAGCGCCGUGGCGCUCACCUGGAGCACAUUGUGGAGCGUCAGUAAAACACACACUGUACUAAAAGUAUUCGUAGUGAAGACUUGAAACUUGGUGGAUGUAUGCUACAUAGGUGUGACCUUAAGUGGCCGAAGUUUGGUGAUGAUCUGAAUAAAACUUCCGAAGUUAUUCGAAA
Molecule: messenger RNA, 2613 nt
Organism: Amphibalanus amphitrite
Lineage: Eukaryota; Metazoa; Arthropoda; Thecostraca; Balanomorpha; Balanidae
Product: fukutin-like
Exons: 4
Coding region: 128-955 (275 amino acids)
Source: RefSeq, a predicted model, not a curated record